Penicillium crustosum is the source of this 681-nucleotide messenger RNA. RefSeq lists its product as uncharacterized. Bases 1 to 681 code for a protein of 226 amino acids. Lineage: Eukaryota; Fungi; Ascomycota; Eurotiomycetes; Eurotiales; Aspergillaceae. The transcript is spliced from 4 exons. The record is from RefSeq and is a predicted model, not a curated record.
AUGCCUUCUUUCCAAGGUUUCCGCAAUGACAACCCAAGCAUGAACCCAAACAUCAAUUCGAACAUCGACCCUAGCCUUCGCAAUGCUAGCUUCAACCCAAACAUCGACCCAAACAUCGACCCAAACAUCGACCCAAACAUGGACACUAGCCCCAACCGUAGCUUCGAUGCUAGCUUCGAUGCUGGCUACAAUGCUGGCUACGAUGCUGGCUACGAUGCUGGCUACAAUGCUGGCUACAAUGCUGGCUACAAUGCUGGCUACAAGGCUGGCUCCAAUGUUGGCACUAACCCUGACCCCAACCCCGACCCCAACCCUGGACCAGGUUCUAGCACUGGUGCCAAUCCUACCACUACUAGCACCGCCACUAACUCCACGUCUCAGGGCAGCGACUGGAGACCAAAUGGCGAGUCCCAGCCAGAUUCCUUCGCAGAAGAGACCAAACUCCUGUGCAACUGCCCAAACCACCUCCAGCGGUUGUGGCCUACCGAGCAUGCCGAGCUGAUGAUCGCCCCCUGCGCCUACAGAUGCCCCUUCUGCGACGACUUCAACAGAGUCGGAAGGGAGAGACUGAUGGCUUCGAACCUCCGCCGCCACAUCGUCAAGACGCACAUUGAAGGGGACCCCGACCAAUUCGGCACCCUUAGCGUGGCGCGCGGAGGAUCGAAACCAAGAGGUCAGUGA